Molecule: messenger RNA, 1902 nt
Organism: Rhizopus microsporus ATCC 52813
Lineage: Eukaryota; Fungi; Mucoromycota; Mucoromycetes; Mucorales; Rhizopodaceae
Product: WD40 repeat-like protein
Exons: 14
Coding region: 1-1902 (633 amino acids)
Molecular function (GO): protein binding
Source: RefSeq, a predicted model, not a curated record
AUGUCUGAACAAGCGGCUUUAGAAUAUACUUUACCUGGUGUACUGCACUUUUUACAAGCAGAAUGGCGAAGAUUUGAACGCGAAAGAAAUGAGUGGACUAUUGAAAGAGCUGAAUUAAAAGCUAGAAUUGCCUUGUUGGAAGGUGAAAGAAAAGGAAUUGAAAACUCCAGGUUGAUUCUGAUGAAGAGAGUCAAGAUGCUUGAAUAUGCUUUAAGACAAGAAAGAAAGAGAUAUUCUGAUAAAGAAGAAGAUACAGAUACCAGAGCAGCCACCGCUCCUAUGAUACGCAACACUCCUGCAAGUUCUUUAGAAGAAAGCAGUAAAGAUGAUAAUGAUACCAAUAUCAAACUAAGGGAAAAGAGUAAACAACUGUUAAAAUCCUGUCUUGAAGAAAUCAACUAUUUGACUACUAUUCCAACAAAGCUUCCUCUUACAAAUGCAUUAGCUUCUACAAUAGAUCAAACAAAGUUCGUUAGAACAGAUUCACCUUUACCAAAAGGACAAUCAAAUCAACGUACCCAGAAGGCACGAAGACAAGCAGUUCAGCAAAGUUCAGUGUCAUCAAGUCCUAAAGAAGUACCAAGUCCACCCAAAGAAGAGUUAGAAGAAUUGGAAGUGCCAGCUAAUGUCGAUGAGGUGGCAAUGAUGAACAAUAUGAGCAAGUCACCGGAUAAUAACAAAGAGAUAUCCGCUGAAAUCCAAGAAAAGUUUAAUGUAUCCGAAGAUAAGGUUAUGAAAAUGAUGAAAAAUGCCAGCAAAGGAACAUCAAGCAGCAAGGAUAGUCUAUUAGGGGGUGAUCUAGAUUCUUAUCAGCUUAGAGAAGCUAUGGAUGAUCAUCCACAAAAUCAACAAAAGAUAUGGAAGACGCGUGUGACGAUUAAAGGACAUCUCGAUUCAGUUAGAGCAGUUUGUUUCCAUCCUAAAGAAAUGAUAGCUGCUUCAGGAUCAGAUGAUGGUACAGUAAAAAUAUGGAAUCUGAAGAAAGUAACCGGAAAAGACGGCAAUGCUGGUAAAAAAGGAUCCUUUGAAGAAGCAGAUCCAAGCAUUACUUUUAGAGGACAUACCAACAUUGUGACAUCACUUGCUAUAUCUAGUUUACAAAAUAGAGUGUUUUCUGCUUCUUUAGACUCGACCAUUCGUGUUUGGAAAUUGCCAUCAGAAGAAUGGGGCCCAUUCUCACCAGUUGAUCCUUCACUUAGUCUUGCAACCUAUGUUGGUCAUACGGAUGCCAUCUGGGAUCUUAAAUUAUCACCACAUGGUGACCUGUUAGCCUCUGCAUCAGCGGAUAGGACCGUGAAAAUAUGGGAUACACAGAGCUCAGGCAGUUUGUUAAAGAGUACUUGGACGAUCGAUGGUAUAUUAUCAUCUGGAGAAACGCAAAGGGAUAAAGUGACACCUACUUCGCUUGAUUUCUGCCAGCAUGAUAUAGGCAAGCUUGCUAUUUCAUUUGCAAAUGCAAAAAUAAAUGUGUAUGAUAUUGAAAAGGGUCAAGUGGCCGUAUCUCUAAAGAAGAGUGAUGAAACUUACGAUAACACACGAGCCACACAGGUUAACCGUAUCGUAACACAUGCUACUAUGCCAUUACUUAUUUCUGGGCAUGAAGACCGCCAUAUCAAAGUAUUCGAUACGAGAACAGGUGAAUGCAUAAAUACAUUGUCUGGUCACUUGGAUGCAGUAACUAGUCUUGACAUUGAUCCUGCAAAUGAUAUCUUAGUAUCAGGAGGUCAUGAUUCAGCGAUACGAAUUUGGAACUUGGAUAAUUUUACAAACGUACAAGAAUUCUCUGCUCAUCGACGAAAAGGAAAUGAGGGUGUAUUAGGUGUGAAUUUCCAUCGAAGCUACCCGUGGAUGAUAAGUGGAGGAGCAGAUGGCAUCAUAAAAGUAUAUCAUUAUGGACAUUAA